Musa acuminata subsp. malaccensis (wild Malaysian banana) is the source of this 1330-nucleotide messenger RNA. Its product is annotated as homocysteine S-methyltransferase 2. Lineage: Eukaryota; Viridiplantae; Streptophyta; Magnoliopsida; Zingiberales; Musaceae. The record is from RefSeq and is a predicted model, not a curated record. Gene Ontology annotation, biological process: S-methylmethionine cycle. Gene Ontology annotation, molecular function: zinc ion binding; S-adenosylmethionine-homocysteine S-methyltransferase activity.
UCCGCUGCUCUCCUCCAUCCGCCACCUCUCUCUCUCUCUCUCUCUCUCUCUCUCUCUUUGCGUGCGUUUGUGAGAUGAGAUGGGGUUUGGGAGCGGCGAUCCGCAGGCGGUGAUGAGGGAGUUUCUCCACCAGGUCGGGGGCUGCGCCGUCAUCGACGGCGGGCUCGCAACGGAGCUCGAGGCCAAUGGCGCCGAUCUCAACGACCCUCUCUGGAGCGCCAAAUGCCUCAUUGGCUCCCCCCACCUCAUCCGCAAGGUUCAUCUGGACUAUCUUGAAGCUGGUGCACAUGUUAUAAUCACAUCAUCCUAUCAGGCUACCAUUCAGGGUUUCAAGUCAAGGGGCUUCUCUCAAGAAGAAAGUGAAGACUUAUUGCGGAGAAGUGUUCAAAUUGCACGUGAAGCUCGUGAUAUAUUUUAUAACGAUUGCUUAAGAGGAUAUGGUGGCCAAAGUGACAUUAAAAAGCACACUGUUUUGGUGGCAGCCUCCAUAGGAAGCUAUGGAGCUUAUUUAGCAGAUGGUUCUGAGUAUAGUGGGCACUAUGGCAAAGAUAUGACCAUAGAAAAUUUGAAGGAUUUUCAUAGAAGAAGACUUGAGGUCCUUGCUGAAGGAGGUGCUGAUUUGAUAGUUUUUGAAACAAUUCCAAAUAAAUUGGAAGCUCAGGCAUAUGCUGAACUUCUUGAGGAAGAUAAUAUAAGCAUUCCUGCUUGGUUUUCUUUUAAUUCAAAGGAUGGUGUUAAUGUGGUUAGUGGAGAUUCAUUGACUGAAUGUGUCUCGAUUGCUGAUUCAUGUAAGAAGGUAGUGGCUGUUGGAAUAAACUGCACUCCUCCUAGAUUCAUCCAUGGAUUAAUCCUCUCCAUAAAAAAGGUGACAAAGAAACCAAUUUUGAUAUAUCCAAAUAGUGGAGAGAGAUAUGAUGCUGAUAAAAAGGAAUGGGUGGAAUCCACUGGUGUCACCGAUGAAGAUUUUGUUUCUUAUGUUCAAGUAUGGCAUGAAGCUGGAGCCUGCCUGAUUGGAGGCUGUUGCAGGACUACUCCGAACACGAUAAGAGGCAUAUCUCUUGCUCUUCAGAAGGAACAUGCCAUUCCAAGAGAAUCUGUACCAUAAAACGUUUGCAGAACCUAAAGUCCUGACAAUAUAGACCUAUCUAUGUAACAGUGGUCUAAUGCCGAUGUCUGCAUAUUAUCUUCAUCGUGGUUAUCGUCAGACAAACUCUUUUUUUAUUUGCACUUGUAGUUCCGACACAUUUUGUUAGGCUGUUCGGAGUCAAGUAAAUUAUAUUUAAUUUGUUUGGUUAUUCUUUGAGAAUUUUGUGAAACAUGUUAAUUUGCA